AUGCAGUUCCUCCGAGGCGGCGGCGGUGGCGGUGGGUUCGGGGGGACGGCGUGGGAGGUGCUGCGGCGUCACUUCUCUAGGAAGCGGGCGGUGGACGUGAGGCGGAUCAACCCCAAGGCGCCCAAGGAGGAGGCCGUCGCCAUCUCCGAGUGCCUCCUCCAGAUCCUCACCGACCAUGGGCCCCUCACCGUCGGCAACACCUGGAACCACGCCAAGGACGCUGGUAUUGCUGGCCUGAACAGCAAGACUCACAUGAAGAUCUUGCUGAAAUGGAUGACGGGGAGAAAUAUCGUGAAGCUGACCUGCGUGCAUGUGGGCAACGCGAAGAAAUUCCUCUACUCCCCGUUCACUGAAAGCAGCGCCGAGGCAUUAUCGGCGGCAGCAGCGGACACCAAUAAUAAGGCUUCCGCCCAAGGAGGGAGAGGCAAAGCUGCGCGAGGGCAACCGAAGAAGCAGGCUGCAGCGGCCUUGCAGUGA
Miscanthus lutarioriparius is the source of this 477-nucleotide messenger RNA. The record is from the annotation of a GenBank genome assembly. NCBI's taxonomy places the organism in Eukaryota, Viridiplantae, Streptophyta, Magnoliopsida, Poales, Poaceae.